Aspergillus pseudoviridinutans is the source of this 837-nucleotide messenger RNA. RefSeq names its product RTA1 domain-containing protein. Gene Ontology annotation, cellular component: membrane. The transcript is spliced from 3 exons. Bases 1 to 837 code for a protein of 278 amino acids. Lineage: Eukaryota; Fungi; Ascomycota; Eurotiomycetes; Eurotiales; Aspergillaceae. The record is from RefSeq and is a predicted model, not a curated record.
AUGGCGUUCAAGCUUUACCACUACGAUCCUUCCGCAAUUGCGGCUGUUACGUUUGCUGUAAUUUUCGGGUUAACCACAGUUUUCCACAUAUGGCAGAUGGCAAAGGCAAGGGCUUGGUUUAUGACUGCCUUCAUUAUCGGUGGCUUUUUCGAGGCUAUUGGCUACCUCUGCAGAUACAUCAGUGCAAAGCAGACCCCCGACUGGACGACAAAGCCGUAUAUAGGGCAGAGCCUGCUGCUUCUCCUUGCUCCAGCGCUGUUCGCUGCGUCUGUGUACAUGAUCCUUGGCCGUAUUAUUCGACUGCUGAACGCUGGCUCCCUCUCGUUGGUCCGUCCGAAUUGGCUGACCAAGGUCUUUGUGACUGGUGAUGUUAUCUCCUUUCUGAUGCAGUGUGGAGGUGGUGGCUUGCUUGCGGGUGCCAAAGACCAGGACAAAGUCAACAUGGGAGAACAUAUGAUCAUUGGUGGUCUGUUUGUUCAGAUUCUGUUCUUCGGCUUUUUCAUGAUCGUCUCGGUGAUUUUCCAUCGCCGUAUGCUUGCAACGCCCAUGCAUCACCUGAUGUCCACAAAGCUACCAUGGAAUCACUACAUGAAGAUUCUGUACACGGUUAGCGUUCUCAUUAUGAUUCGAUCUGUAUACCGUGUGGCCGAAUAUGUGCAAGGAAGCGACGGGUAUCUUCAGAGCGAGGAGGUCUUUAUUUAUGUUUUUGAUGCCGCACUAAUGUUCGCAUGCUGCAUUACCCUUAAUGUCUCCCACCCAAGCAAGCUUUUGUCCCACACACAGGGGGGUAACAAAGUGGAUUCUGAUCUUGAGAUGCUGAACCCGGAGCGGGCAUAG